CGUAUGAAACCGCAGCGCAAUGAAUAGUGAAGUGUAGGCUGGUUUAGAUAAGAUUAUUUUGAGUGUAUUAAAGUCUUAUUAAUUUUCUACGGUAUAUUGGUGCGCCGUUCGGCGAACAACGACGAAGAUGUCUGGCUUUGACGAGAAUCCCUUCGGGGAACCGAAUAUCAAUGAUCCAUUUUCGGAUCCUUCAAUUAGGAGAGCUGUGUCCUCUACACCAGUCAAUAGAGGUCUGGAAGACUAUAAUCCCUUUGCAGAGCAGGGCUCACAAGGAACUGCACAAGUUAGAGGUGCCUCAAAUCCUCCUAUUUAUGGAGGACUUGGGGUAACACAACAGCCAGCUACACUUCAGACUUCUAAUCAAGAGGCACCACCACCUGCAUAUGCUCGUACCCCUCAGCAAACUGUCAAUGCAGCCAUUGGCAAUACCAUGUCCCCUCCUUCAGAUCCAAGACCGGAGCCAGAAUGGAAGGCUAGGACAGAAGAAGAAAUGAGGAGUCCCUCCUAUUAUCCAAAACGAAACUGGCCACCGUUGCCUGACAAGUACUGCUUUCAACCAUGCUUCUAUCAAGACAUUGAGGUGGAAAUACACUCAAACUUUCAAAAUACAGUGAGGCAACUGUAUAGAUUGUGGAUGUUCCACGGCUGCGUUUUAGUCCUGAAUGUACUCGGUGGAUUCGUGCUACUCUUAAGUCGCGGGCAAUUUUCAACGUUCGGUCUUGGAAUAUUGUACCUCAUACUGUUUACACCAUUCUCGUUUUUGUGCUGGUUCAGACCAGCGUACAGAGCCUUCAAAAAUGACAGCUCAUUCAACUUUAUGGUGUUCUUCUUCGUCUUCUUCUUUCAAUUGAUCGUAACAGCGAUCCAGGCUAUAGGCAUUCCGGGUUCUGGAACUUGCGGUAUAAUAACAGCUAUCGCGCAGUUCGACAAAUCGCCCUCAGGAAUCUUUGUUGGCCUUGUACUACUCUUUGUGGCUCUUUGUUUCGUCGCUGCUGCGGGUGGUGAUCUCUUAUUGUUGACUAAGAUCCAUCGUAUCUAUCGUUCAUCCGACGCCAGUGUUUCGAAAGCGCAACAGGAAUUCGCAACAACUUUCUUGCGCAAUGAGCACGUGCAAAACGCCGCGAGCAACGUCGCCGCCAAUGCUAUCCACGCCCAAAUGUCUAGUGCCGCUAAUCAACCCCGUUACUAAAGCAAACGCCGAUGCCUCAUCACGAUUAAUCCUUCAGGUAUCCUGAUGUGUUUUGCCGCUCAGUAAAACCGAUAGAUCAUAGUACUGACGCGUUAACCUGUGCAUUACAAGAAACUAAUAAUGUUCCACGGAGAUUUUUGUUCUUUCAUCGACAAAGCUAUAGUAUCUACUUAGAGUCGUCCGUUUGUGUUUUCGAAAUCGUAUCUGUGCAUGGCUCUUUGAUUAUCGAUUACAAGCAGAAGAACGAUUUUGCGUGUAUAAUUUAUUGGAUAAAUUUCGUGAAACAGUUAACCCGGCCACUUUGUCUGCUCGAACCAUUUAACGCCACUGUUUUCUUCAUUUCGUUAAAAGUAUUCAAAAUUAACACGCAGCGGUGUCUGUGCGCACGUCAGAUAAACCAUGUGACGCGUAUCACAUCAUCUUUAGUUCGGUAUUGAUUCGACAGAGCCGCGAAAUAAUUUAUCAUCUACUAGGAGUGAGCUAUCAAUAAUCAUAUCACUAAUUCUCAUAUUAUUGCUUCUAUAUACGUACCAUAUAUUUGCUAGCUUUUGUAUUUUAGUGACACCUGUUCAGCGAUCUCUUCGAUCGCGAUCGCGAUUACGCGCUCGCGCGCGGCUUUCUCGACGGGAACGCGCACACGGGUUCGAUACAAAAAUCAAAAUACAACUCGAACAGUCGUGUCCACGAUUAUAGAAUUUAAUUCUCGAUUGUUGAUCGAUAAGCGUUAAUUUACUGAUGAAUUAUACAGAAGCUCGAUGUCCUUUAAUCUACUCCCUUGGAUAAACGUCCUGUGACAUUCCUUGCAAUGUUGUAAUAUAUGGCCUCUCUUUAUUAA
Dufourea novaeangliae is the source of this 2024-nucleotide messenger RNA. RefSeq names its product secretory carrier-associated membrane protein 5A (gene Scamp). NCBI's taxonomy places the organism in Eukaryota, Metazoa, Arthropoda, Insecta, Hymenoptera, Halictidae. Bases 128 to 1189 code for a protein of 353 amino acids. The record is from RefSeq and is a predicted model, not a curated record. Gene Ontology annotation, cellular component: trans-Golgi network membrane; recycling endosome membrane. The transcript has 8 exons. Gene Ontology annotation, biological process: protein transport.